UCAGUAGGAAGCGUUAGCGUUCUCCUUCUACGCUUAUAUUCAUGCUAAUAUGGCAGCGCCGUUGGGUGGAGGCGAUACGGGCAAUGGCAAUGACCAGAUAUUAGACUUGGGAGCUGCACUUCUUAACAACUUCGUAUAUGAGCGGGUUCGUCGCCAUGGUGACGGUGAUGCUGAGGUAACCCGGAGUCAUCUGGGAGCUGUGGAGUUGCGCGACCCCAAUCAUAAACGUCUUGCACAGUGUCUGCAGCAAAUUGGAGAUGAGUUGGAUGGAAAUGUGCAGCUGCAGAGGAUGUUGAAUGACUCUGGUCUUCAACCUACCAAAGACGUCUUUAUCAAAGUUGCCCUUGAGAUUUUCUCAGAUGGAAAGUUCAACUGGGGCAGGGUGGUGGCACUUUUCUACUUUGCAUGUCGGCUUGUCAUCAAGGCUAUUUCAACAAAGAUUCCUGAAAUCAUCAGAACCAUCAUCAGCUGGACCAUGUCCUACAUUCAGGAUCAUGUGAUUAACUGGAUCAGGGAACAGGGUGGAUGGGAGGGAAUUUGCUCUUACUUCGGGACCCCCACAUGGCAGACCAUUGGGGUCUUUUUGGCUGGAGUCCUUACCACUGUACUGGUGAUCCGCAAAAUGUGAAGUCGGGAACUGAGAGAAAGGCGGAGAAAGAGAGAAGACAGAGUUUUGACAGUGAGUGGAGUGUGAAACAGACCAGCAAAAGGAAACAGAGAGAUGAGGGGAAGAGGAAGAGAGCAGAGGAACGGACAGAGAGACUUGAUGUCAAAUGAGAAUGAGAGAGAGAGAGAGGUGGAGAGAGUAAAAGUCGAGCAAGAAGCAGAUGUUUUGAUUCACUCUUGUUACUCCUGAGCCUGUGGCCUUACUAGUUUAUGCAUCAAUCUCUGUAAUAUUUGCACUGAAAAUGAACGAGAGAUUAAUUCCUAAUUUCAGGUUUAGCCAUAAUUUUAGGUAUUUAUUAUUUGUUUGGGGUUAUGGGUAUUUAGGUCAUAUAGGUUAAGAGACUGAAUACAUUGGGUAUUUGAUUUAAUUUAUUGAUUUUUUUUCAAGACUGACAUUUCUUGAUCUCAUAUUCCAUGUUAGUUUCCGUCAGUCAUAAAGAAAUUGGUUUGACAAUUAUUUAUAAUUGUGCUGUAAUUGUUGCAUUAUUGUUAGAUCUGAAAGAAUAGGAAUGGGCUCAGGGUGAAUUCUGCUAAUAUCUGAAUUUCUCCUCUCCUCAUUUCUCUCUUCUUUCUUGGUCUUAGUCUCCCUCAGUUUAUGACAGUACUAUGAUCUGAAGGUUUGUGCUUCAGUGAUAAAGGUGUAAGGUUUAGCCUCUUGAGCAGAAAUGUAGUGUUUGCAACAGCGUUUUGGGCACAGGAAUGCAACGCAGCCAAUCUCACACUGGUUGUGUUAUGUGGGCAUGUCCGAGUUAACAUAAGCAAUGAGCCCUUCCUAUAACGGUAUAUUUCUGGUGACUCUUGAAUUAACAUUUCUGAGCCGUUUUUUACACAAUCCAAAUCAUUUCCUUAUCAGACAGCGGUGGUAUCUGCCUUACAUCCAAAGAUAUAGGAAAAUCACGUGUGAUACUUGAAUGAAUUGCUGUUAAUUUUGCUUAAGCUGGUGCAAACACUUCACAAUGGAAGGGAUCGUGUGCAUUUGUAGUACCCAGACUUUUAUCUUGGACUUGUGGUUGAGCUUUUCCCUUUGGAAGGUCUUCUCAGUACUGUAUUUUUAACGUUGGUUAGUCAAACCCACAGUGCUACCUUCAAUUGUCUUUUUUAUGUUUCUUUAUUGUUGGUUGUUUGGAUAAAGGUAUCGUUUUCUUUUUUAUUGAUUCUUUUGUUGACAGUGCCUUGGCCUUUUAUGAUACUUGCCACCACUUUUUCAUCUUUUUCUACAUCUUUGUACAUUGGUAUGAACUGUGCACCCUAAGGAAGUCUAUGUACUGUGAGCCCAUGAGUUUGUUUUGUAAGAUGUGAAAUGAAACAAUAAAUUGUUUUUAUGGAUUUCAA
Molecule: messenger RNA, 1998 nt
Organism: Triplophysa rosa
Lineage: Eukaryota; Metazoa; Chordata; Actinopteri; Cypriniformes; Nemacheilidae
Gene: baxa
Product: BCL2 associated X, apoptosis regulator a
Exons: 6
Coding region: 50-628 (192 amino acids)
Biological process (GO): release of cytochrome c from mitochondria; extrinsic apoptotic signaling pathway in absence of ligand; intrinsic apoptotic signaling pathway in response to DNA damage
Cellular component (GO): mitochondrial outer membrane
Molecular function (GO): protein heterodimerization activity; protein homodimerization activity; channel activity
Source: RefSeq, a predicted model, not a curated record